AUGAGCGCCCAACAAUUAAUCGUACCACGACGAGCUGGGUCUCUAUGGGGUACCCGGGCAACGUUUGCCCAGACAUUGUCGGAAAUGACCAGUACCAGGCGACAUCGCUUCCCGAAUUUGAAAAUAAGACCAAGUCGCGCGUUGGCCUUGAGACUAGAGCGCCAACAUCCAGAGCAGGCCCAUCGCUAUGGCCACCUCUUCAGGACGAUGGCCAAGAUCAACAGUGAGCGGCUGCCGUUGAUGACAUUCCAGAAGCUCUUGAGGCAGCAGGACUUGGGGAAUGACAAAGAGCUAGCGGCUAUCGUGUCCAAAUCCAACCCUGAUCUGUGGCAGGAUCGUCUCAACAGUCUAGAGAGAAGAGGUUGGCGUGAGGCAGAUAUCGAUCAUUGGAUCUGGAUCUUGUCGGGCGAGAACGGGGAUGACUGUGUCUCUCGGCUUGUAUCCAGCGACAGGCCGAAGCCGAUAUUCGUCUUGAUGAACGUCCUCUCGAGCGGCCGCCCCUUUCGAUCUCCAGACUCUUGGCGAAAAGUUUUGGAUUAUAUCAUGAAUACGUACAUGACUCCCCGGGCACGCAACCCACGUGAUACAGGGGGAACAGUACCAGCAGAUCACAGAGUCAGACUGAGUGUAUCAAAAUUCAUCAUUCUCCUGCGGAGGCUGACACGACGUGUACUGGCCUUCUGGCCGAGGUCCAUACCAGCUCUUGCAGACCUCACCAGUACUUAUCUGAUCAAUCUACACACUAUUGAAACGGGCGAAAAUUUAUACCAUAAGCAAUGCCGUGUUUUUAAUUGGGCACUAGCCGAGUUCAGCCGACCUGCAUCUUUUGAGCCGAUUCGCAACAUGGAAUUUAACUGGCGAGCCCAAAGGAAACUUCUCUCUACUUCAGAUUCAUUGCAACGGCCGCUUGUCAUAGAUAGGCUGAGCUAUCGAUCCAUUCGAAAAGUGCUGGUGGCACAAAAGAAAUCAGCCGCUGAGCGUGGAGUUGCAAUGAGAUACGCCAAGUCCUGGCCACCCUACAGACAGGACUUUGAUGGUCACGACGCCAAGAGGACGCCGGAAGAUGACCAGUCGCGGAGUGUGAGGGCGGGCACCCUAUCGACGGAAGCAGGUUACCCGCAAGAUGAAUACGAAAGAGCUCUGAAUGUCCUCGGUGGUGAAGCUACCAACCAACCGCCCACGAUACAGACCAGAAGUCUUGCACCCAAGGAGUGGAAGAACGAAAAGGAACAGGACAACUUUUAUACCGUCUGGGCAAUGAAAGUCCGUGCCACGAGGAACCCCCAAGAGGCUUGGCGAGCGUUUACAUCCUUCACGGACGUAGACCCUCCCCUGCAGGUCUAUACUGAAAUGUUCCUCAAGCUACAAGCUGCAGAGACGCAUGCUACGAGGGAUGUACUACCUGGCGACUCACGAGAAACGCACCCAGUCCACCAUGGCAAUUUCAGCGAAUACGAACUAGCUCGACUGACGCCCCCUACUUUGCAAAACCUAUAUCAACACAUGUUGAGUCACGGAACGAAACCGCAAGGGAUUUGUCUCCAAACGCUAGUGUCCCAUGCGCGCUCACUUGCCGAAGGGCAACAGUACUUGCGAGACAGCACCAUCAAUGCUGAUGCUGUAGCUCACAUGUUUUCAAACAAAGGCUAUCUCCACACAAUUCUGCGUCGCAUACCUCUGCUGGUUUUUAGAAGUUAUAUACAAUUGCUAUGUCGCCUCCACCCCGAUCGGCGCGGCAAAAACAAGAUAUCAAGUACCGAUUUGGGUCAGUUACACCAAGCAAUCGCACUCACCAAGGCUCGAUUGGCCCCGGGCACCACGGAAGCAGCAACAUUUCGACCCGCUUGGCAGAUCAUUUGUCGUACUCUAGCAAGGGCCAACCUCGCGCUCGUGAACAAGAAUGAGCGGGUUGCCAACGACGUGGAAGCACUAGACUUGUUCCUCCAGCUCAACGGCAGCAUCGAAACGGGCGUGGGAACUGAUCCAGAAAUAUUCCUUUACCUGUGCCGCACAGUGCAGAAACUGGCCGUGUCGCUAUUUGUUCGCGUCGACAUGGACUCCCGGCAUUCCGAUUCACACCUACCAAUUCACCUCAUGCACGGGGACUCGCGUACUGGAAACUUGCUCCGCGCGGCUGAUGAAGUACUCCGAAACAUGUUCAAGAAAAUAACGGCCCCAGUCCCGUCAUCACCCGACUUCAAGCUCGAGCUGCCGGGCUUCUUACACCCUGUCACUCCGGCUCAUUUGCAUGGGUACAUGCGCACGCUCGCCUUUCUCGAGGACACCGAGUCCAUGGUGGCGCUGCUCGACUGGGUCCUCGACAACAAGGACCUGGUCGACGACGAGGUGGAGCGCAAGGGCGACGGCGGCCGGCUCAUGGUUGCCAAGAUGCUCUGCGCCUUUGCCGCCUUUGCCAGCCCACGCCUCGACGACGGCGUGCGCGCGCGGCUGGCCGCCAAGAUGGAUCAGAUUGCCGAGGUGGACUCGUCGUGGCAUUGGCCUGCGCCCGAGGACACUGAUGCCUAUGUAGAGGCGGACAAGCGAGGUGGUUCCCAGAAGCUGCAACAGCGCGUAUUGGCUGCGUCGAGGCAGUGA
Molecule: messenger RNA, 2595 nt
Organism: Pestalotiopsis fici W106-1
Lineage: Eukaryota; Fungi; Ascomycota; Sordariomycetes; Amphisphaeriales; Sporocadaceae
Exons: 1
Coding region: 1-2595 (864 amino acids)
Source: RefSeq, a predicted model, not a curated record